Molecule: messenger RNA, 3823 nt
Organism: Mastomys coucha (southern multimammate mouse)
Lineage: Eukaryota; Metazoa; Chordata; Mammalia; Rodentia; Muridae
Product: carcinoembryonic antigen-related cell adhesion molecule 10-like
Exons: 2
Biological process (GO): regulation of immune system process; signal transduction
Cellular component (GO): plasma membrane; cell surface
Molecular function (GO): protein tyrosine kinase binding
Source: RefSeq, a predicted model, not a curated record
CUCUUAGCCUCCCUUUUAACCUCCUGGAGCCCUCCCACCACUGCCCAAACCACCGUUGAGGCUGUGCCACCCAAUGUGACUGAAGACAAGAAUGUUCUUCUACUUGUUCACAAUCUGCCACGGGCACUCCGAGCCAUUUAUUGGUUCAAGGGAACCGCUGUGGAUAAAAAAUAUGAAAUUAUAAGAUAUAUAACAUCCAUUAAUAUGAGUAAAAUGGGGCUUGCACACAGUGGCAGAGAGACAAUAUACAGCAAUGGAUCCCUGUUCUUCCAAAGUGUCACCAAGAAUGACGAGGGGACCUACACACUAACUAUGCUAUAUCAAGACCUUCAUCUUAGCCAUAUACCUGUACGAUUUUAUGUACACCCCUCCCUUUUAACCUCCUGGAGCCCUCCCACCGCUGCCCAAACCACCGUUGAGGCUGUGCCACCCAAUGUGACUGAAGACAAGAACGUUCUUCUACUUGUUCACAACCUGCCACGGGCACUCCGAGCCAUUUACUGGUUCAAGGGAACCACUGUGGAUAAAAAAUAUGCAAUUGCACGAAUUAUACUAUCCUCUAAUAAGAUUCAAUUGGGGACUGCAUACAGUGGCAGAGAGAUAAUAUACAGCAAUGGAUCCCUGCUCUUCCAAAGUGUCACCAAGAAUGAUGAGGGGACCUACACACUAACUAUGCUAUAUCAAGACCUUCAUCUUAGCCAUAUACCUGUACGAUUUUAUGUACACCGUAAGUAAUUCUCUGUAGCCUCUGGGUCAUGUGUAGAGCUAAUCCUGCUUCACACAGAGAACUGUCAACCCUACAUGACUCUACUAUGUUCCCCACAUUGUGGUUGGAGCAUUAGUACAGGACACAGAGUGGGGAAGAACAGUAAUAAACGGGGACCCACUCUUUGAGAGAAGAGAUUGUGAGAUAACUUGGUCUGAGGAUGUCAGAUCCCGCCCACAGGGAACCUACACACUAGAUAUGCUAUAUCAAAACUUUGAUGUCUGUGCAAUUUAAUGUACACAGUAACUAAUUCUCUGUAGCCUCUGGAUCAUGGGUAGAGUUAAUCCUACUUUAUGAAUAUGCAAUUUUUUAGGUACAUAAUAUAGAAGAUAAAAUACUAUGAGGAGUACCCACAAUACCCAUCUCCCUCUCCGUUGUUUUAAAAUAAUUUUGAAAUUGCCCAUUGGCUCUGGCCAAAAUCAUUGUCCUUUAAUGUUCUAUGGUAUGCCUCUGAUGUGGGUUAUAUCAAACUUAUGGCAAAAUUCCUGAAAACACUUAGCAAUGAACCCAAUGGCAUUACCAGUUUUUAAUGUUUUACAGAUGCCUAAAUCUGUAAAACAAAAUCUGUAAAGCAAUAUCUUUGAAUAAAAAGGAGUUAGCCUCCUUAACUGCUUCUCCAGAUAGGGGGACAAUAGCAAUAAGCAAAGAGUGAGUGUGUCUAGAAUCGCAUGAAUGUAUUUUAAUUUCCCAAAUCUGGGGACAUAAGUAAUAUUUGUGUGACAGAUAUGACUGGGCAAAAAUCCUCAGGGAGUCAUGGCAGAAGAGAGUAGAGGUGGAUAUUAACUCUGACACAUGAAGAGCAUCCAUUAACUAUCAGGAGAGCCUGCUCUUUAGUUAGUGAAACCUAGUUUUAAUGCUGAAGUGUUUUAAGGAAAGUGUGCUUGGGAUUCCUACGUUUUCUUCAGGUUGUUAAUUCCUAGGAAAAGAGUUAGUGUUAAAAGGGAAUCUGUCUUUGCAUUUCCAUCAGUCAAAGGUCCUGUGUAGCCAUCCAGUGGCCAUAGACAAACUGGGUUCACCUGAAAAGGGAGUUGGAAAAGAAAAAAAGAUGGGAAGACAGGUAAGAGAAGAAUGAAACCAAGACUAGGUUCUGAUCAAGGUUCCAAGUUUAAUAUUCAGCACUGCUUUUAUAUAGGGAGAGCCCACAGACCCAUCCUUUGUUUCAGCUGGAUUAUGUUGCAAAGCAAGGUCGGCAGGCAGUCUAUUCUUCUAAAUUCCUGUAGGAAGUUGCAUGUGCAACCCAGGCAGAUGACUCCGCCUAGGUCAUUAAGGCAAAAGCUCAAGGUCUAUUCAGCCUGCUCAAGGCUGGGAAGGGCACAAUUCCCCUUUUCUUGCUUUUUAAAGAUGAGCAAUAUCAGUAGCUGGGCUGGGACACAAGAUUUACUUGUUUUCUAUAAUCCUGUCUAGGGUAAAGAGUAGCCAGGCAACCAUGGCUGUCUUAGGUUGGUGUCUAUAUUACUCCGUCUUAUCCAUCAUGGAGGACAAACAUAACAUUGAUGUAUGUCUCUGUCUUAGGUCAAUAGGAGCUCAAGAACACUCUUAUAUGUCUCUGACUACCAGCCUUCUAUAGCACAUAGCACACCCUUUCUCAUUCAGAUCAAAGCCACGAAGAACAUAUGAAUAUGCACUCAAUGCAUUUCUUCAUAGCGAUGAAUAACUGCCAUGGUGAAUAGCUGAGCUUGCUGAAAGUGAUCCUGUGUGAAGGCAACCAAUCUGUUUACAAUACAAGGUCCAAAAGUUAAAAGCAACAACACUAUAAUUAAUAGUCCAAGCAGUGUAAAAAUUAAAGUUGUCUGUGGGAAUGUCCCAGGUAUCUAAUCCAGCUGCUAACUGGCAAAGAUCAAACACAAAGUCUGGCCACCAGGUAUAUGAGGGGUGGCUUUGAGAAUUGAUAGAAGACACUUGCUCUCCAGUAAAGGUGGAGACUACAUUCCAGGAAACUCAGGCAGCUUAUAGGAAUGUUGAGCCAUCUUCAUCAUUGGUAUCAUAAUCAUUAGAAGGCUCAGGGUCCAUGCCAUAAAUGAACCAAUCCUUCAGGCAGCCAUCAGGCUCCAUUCGCAAACAGGACCUUGCCCCCAUAUUAAAAUGGGAUCGGGACCAUUUCAUGUAUUAGUUAGGAGGUCUUGCUAUUGAACCAUAGCAUAUGAGCUGUAAGUGACUGGAUGCCAGUGGCAAUCUGCCGCAGACUGACCUUUAGCAUCAAUUUGCAAAAAAAUUUAAAACAAAUAAGACAAAAGAAAAGUGUGCUUUUAGUAACCUUGAAGGAUAUAACUCCCCCUCUUUUGUUUUUAAAAGCCAAUUUUUCAGAGUGAGAUGUGCACAUUCAGCAAUUCCUUGUCUCAUUGGAUUAUAAGGAAUUCCCAUUUUACAUUCAAUACCAAAUUCCUUACAAAAUGAUGUAAAGUUGUUUGCAGUAUAAGUUGGCCGAUCCAUUAUGUGUCUUGAUGAAUUUAGGUAAUCCCAUAGCAUUGAAGACUUGUAAGCAACGAUCAAUUACAUUCCUAGAAGCUUCUCCUGUAUGUAGAGAAGCAAAAAGGAAACCUGAACACAUGUUAAUACAGACAUGAACAUAUUUCAAUUUUCCAAAUUCUGCAUAAUGAGUUACAUCCAUUUGCCAAAUGUGAUUAGGCAUAAGGUCUCAUGGAUUAACCCCUAAAUGAGGAACUAGAGAUAAUGUAAGACAGUUAGGGCAUUGUUUUACAAUCAUUCUAACCUGCUUCUUAGUGAUCUUAUGUUGGAGCCUUAAAGUGUGACUAGAGAGAUGAAAUUUAUGAUCACGUCUAGCCAGUGCAACAGGAUCAGAAACUAAGGCGUCUCCUAAUAAAGCUAAGUCAAUGCAAUCAUUGCCUGCAACUAAAGGUCCAAGAAGAUCAGAAUGAGCUCCUAUAUGACCAAUAUAAAUGGGAUUUUUUUUGGGGGGGGGGGUAAGAAUGAUGCUUUGUAGUUGUGAAAACAGAGAUCCAGCUGGUGUAUUGGAAUGAAAUGCACCACAAGUUUCUAAUAGAGGAAGAAACUUAGCCACAGAUUGACUAACAGUAAAAAGAUUAAAAGUAUCAUUUA